Amphiprion ocellaris (clown anemonefish) is the source of this 3725-nucleotide messenger RNA. It is a transcript of the gene rab2a, whose product is annotated as RAB2A, member RAS oncogene family. The record is from RefSeq and is a predicted model, not a curated record. Bases 168 to 806 code for a protein of 212 amino acids. NCBI's taxonomy places the organism in Eukaryota, Metazoa, Chordata, Actinopteri, Pomacentridae. Gene Ontology annotation, molecular function: GTPase activity; GTP binding. Gene Ontology annotation, cellular component: Golgi apparatus. The transcript has 8 exons.
GCGGGCCGUGUGACGUCGAGCCGAAGCGCUGGCUGUUUAUUGUUCCUUCCUGAGCACCGACAGAGAAAAACAGGCAAACAGGCUCUCAGCUACGUUUUUUCACACGGUUACGGUCGGUUUUACGAAGGUGUAACGGUCGAGACAGCUGACUACACAAACCAGGGGCCAUGGCGUACGCGUACCUCUUCAAAUACAUCAUCAUUGGAGACACGGGUGUGGGAAAAUCAUGUCUAUUACUACAGUUCACAGACAAGAGGUUUCAGCCAGUUCACGACCUCACCAUCGGUGUGGAGUUUGGUGCAAGGAUGAUCACUAUAGAUGGCAAACAGAUCAAAUUGCAGAUCUGGGAUACGGCUGGUCAGGAGUCGUUCCGGUCCAUCACCAGGUCUUACUACAGAGGAGCAGCAGGAGCACUGUUAGUCUAUGACAUCACAAGAAGGGACACCUUCAACCACUUGACAACCUGGUUAGAGGACGCCCGCCAACAUUCCAACUCCAAUAUGGUCAUCAUGCUCAUUGGCAACAAGAGUGACCUGGAGUCGAGGAGAGAGGUGAAGAAAGAGGAAGGUGAAGCAUUUGCCAGAGAACAUGGCCUCAUAUUCAUGGAGACCUCAGCCAAGACUGCCUCUAAUGUAGAGGAGGCUUUCAUCAACACAGCCAAGGAGAUCUAUGAGAAGAUCCAGGAGGGAGUGUUUGAUAUCAACAAUGAGGCUAACGGUAUUAAGAUCGGACCCCAGCAUCCCACCACCAACUCCACACUGCCCAGUAGCCAGGGAGGCCACCAGGCUGGAGGAGGCUGCUGCUGAAGCCCCAAAACUCACCUCCUCCUCCUCCUCCUCCUCCUCCUCCGGCCCCGACCCUUCCUCCUCCUCCUCCUCGACCCUCCCUUGCGUUUCUACAGGACUGUCCAGGCUCACUAACAGUUUGUUAACCUCUCUCUCUCUCUCUUUACUGCUUUAUUAUUUCAUACAUCCAUCCCCUGUGUCUUCUCCUCUCUCAGCCUCCUGACCUUCUCUUUGGGUCUGGAGUCGACCCGACUUCCUGCAGUCUUAUGAGGACAGAGUCAGCCACCUUAUUCAGAAGUUUUCUAGUUCACCUUUAUUUUUUUUUUUUUUUUGAUUAGAAGAGCAGAUUUUAAGCUUUUUAUUUAAAAAUAAAAGGAAAAACAAAAAACGAGGCACCCUUCCUUCCUGGAAUGUUUAAUUCCAGCAGUUUGAUUUCUGCAUUUCCUCAUGUCGGGAGAUUUCUCACAGAAAACUGACUUUGUCUAGAUAGAGACAGGACCGGGGAGGGGGUUAGAAAUGAUACACUCUCUACAGCUGACUGUGUGGAAUAAAGCAGGCGCUGUGUUGUGUCUAUACACACAUCUGUACGUGUUUUUAAAGACGAUGUUGAUAGCGGGACGUGUUUCUACACGCUGAGUCGGUUUUCAUGCUGUGCCUGUGUGUUAAGGGACGAUACAACUAUUCCAGGAUGUCAGUUUGUGAGGUGUGAGAGGCAUUCGAGUCACUCUGUAUUUUCUUUCCAUAAAAAAAAAAACGAAAGAAAAUGUGCAAAUCUUGUCAAUUUAUUUGUCUGUCCUUUCCCUUGGUUUCUUUUUUUUUUCCUUCAUCAUGUUAUUCUGUUCUGUCGGAAGAUUUGUAUUUAAUGAACACUAAAAAAAACAAAAAAAAAACAAACAAAAAAAAAAAAACCCAGAACUGGUUGUGGCUUAAAGAAAUGUUUUAACCCUCCUGUUGUCUUCAUUUAUGGGCACCAAAAACAAUUGUUCCUUUGUCUGAAAAAAAUUCAAAAACUCAGCAAAUUUUCCCCCAAAUUUAUAAAAAUGGGCAAAAUCUUCAGGAAAAAAAAUCCAAAAAUUUCUUAAAAGUUUUAUUUAAAAAAGAAAAUCCCCAAAUUUGGCAAGAAAUAAAAAUUUAAAAAAUGAAAACUAAAUAUUUUCCAAAAAUGAGUAAAAAUCUUCCAAAAAAAUCCUAAAAAUAUUUAAAAUGAUUCCAUAUAUAUCAGUAAAACUUCUAAUAUUUUCUUUAAGUAAAUUUUUUUAGCAUUUUUUUGCACCAAAAAAUGUUCAAAAAAUUCUCAAAAAUGUUGAAAAUGUAGAAAUUUUCAGUGUGAAAAUAUUUUUUUUACCCACAUUUUCAAACUUUAAAGCAUGUCAGUUUUGACCCGCAGGACGACAGGAGGGUUAAAAUCACCUGGGGAGAGAAUAAAAGGCCAAACUGUUGAGUGUGGAUCCUUUUCGGAGCAACACGAAAGAAAAGCUGAAACGUUGAUGGAUGUUGAGAGCUGCCAUUAUGAAGUAAAAUAGUUUGGAAAUGGAGACUUUUUUUUUGUUUUAGACUGUAUUUAUCGGGCGCAUUUCUGUGUAUAUAUGGCUCUUUAGGUUUCUGUAGCUUUUUAUUUGCUGUUUAAGGUGAAACUUGGCGUGUUGAAGUCGUUACGUUACCGGGGAGGCCUUCACGCAGCCUUUUUAGCAUUUUUAACUAGCCUCAUUUAAACCCAAAGGUACCGAGCCUCCCUGCUACAUCAGAGCCGCUGGUGCCCUUUCUUUUAAAUGACAACUAUGAAUGAUAACAGGCUGUUGACGGGACCGUGCAGAGGCAUUCAAAGUCCCCCGGUGGAGAACAGACUCCGACUGAAAAUGUCAAAGCGUCUCCCUUUUUAAGCAAGCGAAAGAUUCCCACCACGAAUUAGCUGGUGGAUAUAUAACUGUUUAGAGCUUGAUUGAUGACUGCUGCAGUGUUUUUCGCUUCGAGAUCCCCUGAUGUAAUGUAAUAGGCACCGUUUUCCCGUUCUGAUCAUAUUCUACCACUUCGGUUACUUAUCGUUCACCUCUUCCCUCUCAUUUCCUCCUUCUCUCCCUCCGACUGUGCGGUAACGAUAGCUCUGUACCUUGUUUUUAAUGCCAAAUUGUUGUGUUUACCUGUGUUUUGUCAAGAAAAAGAAAAGGGGGGAUAAAGCUCCUAUGAUCUGGCCUGGAAUCAGCUGUCUGCCUUAACCCUGAGAGAUUUGGACAGCUGCUAAAACACACGAGCCGUUUAUCUGCAGAUAGGCAUUUUACCACUAACUAACCACAUAGAUGCACACGUAGAAGUCUUAGAAAGAGGCCCAGUUUGACUUUUCUUUAAGAAUUGGGGCAUUUGAGAUGAAUCUAAAUGUUAUUUUCUUCCCAUCCCCUCCACACACACCCGACCUACAUACGCUGAACGUAUGCAGACGAUGCAUACGUCUAUAUUCCUGUCUAUCUAACCUUAGCUGUGUUUUCUCUCCAGGCUAACUGUAUUUCUGUUUUGGGUUUCACAGCAGUGCGAGUGAAUCUUGUUUUCCUCGGCAGUGUGUUCUUCUUUCAUUUUCUUUUUUCUUUCUUUUUUAAAUUCCUAGAUAUAUUCAGACAGUUAUUGAUCUUAUUCUGAUGCUGAUUAUUCUUUGUAAAAGCAACAUGUAGUGUGUGUGUGUGUGUGUGUGUGUGUGGACCCAGAGGGGUUAAGGGGGAGGAUCAAGCCAAACCUGAUGCUACAUCUAUCUAUCUAUCUAUCUAUCUAUCUAUGGAUUGAUCUAUCUUAUCUAUGUGGCCCUCCUCUCUCUCGCUCUUCCUCUUCCUCCUGCCUCUCCUCCUCCCCCUCGUUAUUUGCUGUGUUUGUUCUUUGGAAAAAAUAAAACCUAAAAAAAAGAAAAAAUGAAAAUGCUAUCACAAUAAACUAUAAUAAAACAUUCUAAACUCUAAA